Procambarus clarkii (red swamp crayfish) is the source of this 1688-nucleotide messenger RNA. The record is from RefSeq and is a predicted model, not a curated record. NCBI's taxonomy places the organism in Eukaryota, Metazoa, Arthropoda, Malacostraca, Decapoda, Cambaridae.
CGAGGACUCAGUGGUUCGGGGUCUGCCUGACGGAGGAUACGCGGGGAACUUCACUCUUACCUACCGGCCCUGCCUUGCCUGCCAGUCUGCCUCCCUCUUGGCAGGUGGAGAAGCCUGGCGAAGAAAACCUUCGGAUUGCCAAGAAACUGUGAUCGGGCUGCGUCUGCUUUAACUGCGUCUGUGUUGCUUUAACAGUGGCGACUGUGCAACAGACCUGUUGUUGUUGUUGUUUUAGAUACAGCUACUAGGAACAAAAAGUUCCAAGUAGCACGGGUUAUGGUGAGCCCGUAGUGGAAUUACCUCUCACAGGAGCGGGGCUGUAACUGGACAGACUUGUGCAGCCCAAGGUUAAGUAAGGUCGUUGGCAUGCUGACCUCCAGUGCCCGCGGGGAAGAUUGAGUCCUGUCCUGAAAAUGGCCAAAUCAGACAAUGUAGUGAGGGCGCGCGACCAGAUGGGUGUGUCAGUGGACAAUAACAACAACAGCAGCAACAAGUACUCAGGGAAUGCUAAAGGAAUCGCAGUUACCAAGUACCAGUUGCGGCCGCGCUCUGAGAAAUCGAGGCGCCACUGUUACGACAGUGACUGGAGUUUCCAGGACACACUGCGGCACAAGCCGCGGCCGCCGCCACUCUCCAGGUACCGCAGGAAGACCGCCAACGCCCGGGAGCGGUACCGCAUGCGGCAGAUCAACACCGCCUUCGACAGCCUUCGUGGUGUGUUGCCCUCUUGGGUGUGUAGUCGCCGCGCCUCCACCGACCUGACGAAGAUCACCACACUCAAACUGGCCUCCGCGUACAUCAGGUCCCUCCAGGACAUCCUGGACGGCAACGCCCAGGAGGACACCUACUCCUGGAUCCUCUCUAGCAUCCUAGGCGACGCUCCCAGCCCCCAGCAACCCCAGCCUGUCCACCACUACAGCCCCACCACCAGUCCCAGCAAGACCCAGCAGCAGCAGCAGCAGCAGCAACUCGCCCCGGCGCACGCAACCACAGACGCCGAAUUAGUCUCCUUCCUGUGUAGUGCCUCGAACCACGACUUCCACGAGAGCUUGGAGUCCUUCUCGUAUCUGUCUCCUGCACCGGACACCGACACCGUCAGCCUCCUGCUGCUGGGGGCAGACCCGCCUCGCUGCUGGGGAGAGACCCAGCUCACUCUCCCAGUGUCGUGACGUAUAUCUUGAGGACACCAAGAAGACACCUUAAUAAUUGACUUCCAGAGUGUGUUGAAGUAGAAAAUUAUUGUGCCGUGGAAAGCUACCGGAUAUCCAACCUUCCAUGGUAAGCUACCGGGUAUCCGACCUUCCGUGGAAAUUUAUCGGGUAUCCGACAUUCCAUGGAAAGCUACCAAGUAUCCGACCUUCUGUGGAAAUUUACCGGAUAUCCGACAUUCCGUGGAAAGCUACCGGGUAUCCGACCUCAAGCUAUCGUUCCUAAGGAAAAUAAGACGUAUAUGUACGUGGAUACCGGUGUAUGUAUGUACGUAAAUAAUUGCAACGGAUGUACGUUGAGUCAGGUGCACGUAUGUAGGUUGAUUUAGGUGCACGUAUGUAGGUUGAUUUAAGUGCACGUAUUUACGUUGAUACCGGUACACGUAUGUACGUGUAUUCCUGUAUCUGUAUGUACGUGUAUACCAGUGUGUGUAUGUACGUAUAUACCAGUGUGUGUAUGUACGUGUAUACCAGUGUGUG